AAUGGAAGAGAAAGACCUUCUGUGUGGUGGUACAAUUUGGGCUGAUUGUGGAGCCUUUGCCCUUUGACUCGGGGUGGAUCUGUUUGCAUGAGGCAGUUCCUGUGCUCUCGCAAGCAAUUGGCUGCGGGUGAAUUUUUGCAUGUGUGUAUUUUCGCCAAUGUUAUUUUCUCGGUCCUCUUGCAUUCGGAAUAAAAAAAAUAAAAAAAAUGCGGGCGUGUGAGUACAGGGACCUCGUCACGGCGCGGCUUUACAGAUCACCAGCAUGUUUGAAGAUUAACCAGGCCAUUCAUUAGAUCGGCUAUAGAAACUCCACUGCAGCGGUGUCUGACGAGACUCUGGGGUCGGUCCGGGUUACCAUUGCGAACCUAGCCAGAACAGUGGAGUUUUUCAUACCGGAGUGGAUCAGCGAAGAAGGGAAGCAACGCACACCUCUGGAACAUGGGUGAAAAGAGGGUCUCUCGCUGGUAUUUCGGAGGCAUCGCCUCUUGCGGGGCCGCCUGCUGCACCCACCCACUGGACCUUGUCAAGGUGCACCUGCAGACGCAGCAGGAGGUGAAGCUGAGGAUGGUGGGCAUGGCGACGCAUGUGAUCCGCAACGACGGCUUUCUGGCGCUGUACAACGUCAGCGCCUCCCUCUGCAGGCAGAUGUCAUACUCCCUGACGCGUUUUGCCAUAUACGAGACGGUACGGGACAUGAUGGGUGGGGUCAAGCAGGGCCCCUGCCGUUCUAACCAGAAGGUCCUGCUGGCAGCCUUCGGAGGGUUCACCGGGGGCUUCAUUGGGACCCCAGCGGACAUGGUAAACGUCAGAAUGCAGAACGACAUGAAACUUCCCGAGCUGAGACGAAACUAUGCCCAUGCGUUGGAUGGUCUGUUCAGAGUCUUAAGAGAGGAAGGCAUUAGGAAACUGUUCUCUGGAGCCACAAUGGCGUCCAGCAGAGGGGCUCUGGUCACAGUGGGACAGCUCUCCUGUUAUGACCAGGCCAAACAGCUUGUCCUGGGCACUGGCCUCAUGUCUGACAACAUUUUCACCCACUUCCUGUCCAGCUUCAUCGCAGGAGGAUGUGCGACCAUUCUCUGCCAGCCUCUCGACGUGAUGAAGACGAGGCUCAUGAACUCUAAAGGAGAAUACAACGGGGUGGGGCACUGCCUGAGGGAGACCGCACGAUUGGGACCGCUGGCCUUCUAUAAGGGUCUUGUUCCAGCUGGAAUUCGGCUGAUCCCUCACACCGUGCUGACCUUCGUCUUCCUGGAGCAGCUGCGCAAGAACUUUGGCAUCGUCAUCAUCUCCUGAGCUCCUGCCCUCCGAUUGGUCCAGAUUCACCAAGGACAGCAGUGACCACGCCCACUUCCCCUCGCCCCGCCCCACCCUGCACUUGAUGUCCCACAAAAGUGGAUGACCACCCAUGGACUAAAUGACCCUGUUCCUACACACUCUCGCACACACAUGUGCCUACAUACGCGCACGCGCGCACCAAAAAACACACAUUCCCACCCAUCCAGAUGCAUUGACCAAGCCUGCAAGGCCUGCGUUUCGGGUGGGGGUCAGGAGAGUUUGGGUGGGAAAAGCUCUCUUUCCCUCUCUCCUGUUCAUACCAGUCGUCCUGCACCAUGAAUCCCCCCUCCAGGUACAGAGCAUUUCAUUUACCCUGCUAGAAUGUGAGCUGUGACUCCAAUCAGCACCUCAGCCAUGACCCUGCUAUAUCCAAUCGGCACUUCAGCCCAGUUAAACACACACCGACGCACCCCCCCCCCCCUCCCCUCACCCAUGCUAUGCCCACUGAGGCUGCCAUGGACCGUCCUUUCUAAUAUAUAAUUUGGUAUUUAACUGACGCUUGUAUCCGAAGCGACUUAAGUUCAUUAGUCUAAGCAGGAGACCAUACCCCUGGAGCAAUGUGGGGUUAAGGGCCUUGCUCAAGGGCCCAAAAAGCUGUAUGGGUCUUAUCUUGAACCACCAACCUUCAGGGUCCCAGUCAUGUACCUUAGCCACUAGGCUGCAGGCUGUGGCCAAUGCUCUGCCUGUUAAAUGGAAGAGAUGGCUUUUCCCCCUGUGGUUGAAAUGCAGGUGUCAUACGGAGAGGGAGGGAGGGAAGAUGGUGUAACACCCCCC
Messenger RNA from Conger conger (European conger), 2109 nucleotides. RefSeq names its product mitochondrial dicarboxylate carrier-like. NCBI's taxonomy places the organism in Eukaryota, Metazoa, Chordata, Actinopteri, Anguilliformes, Congridae. The record is from RefSeq and is a predicted model, not a curated record. Gene Ontology annotation, cellular component: mitochondrial membrane. Gene Ontology annotation, molecular function: malate transmembrane transporter activity; antiporter activity; succinate transmembrane transporter activity. Gene Ontology annotation, biological process: phosphate ion transmembrane transport; malate transmembrane transport; mitochondrial transport.